Messenger RNA from Dichotomopilus funicola, 1845 nucleotides. RefSeq lists its product as uncharacterized. The transcript has 2 exons. NCBI's taxonomy places the organism in Eukaryota, Fungi, Ascomycota, Sordariomycetes, Sordariales, Chaetomiaceae. The record is from RefSeq and is a predicted model, not a curated record. The coding region runs from base 1 to 1845 and encodes 614 amino acids.
AUGAGCGCCGUCAAGAACCUUCGCGCCAUGUUCGAGCAGAAGGGCGAGACGAGUCCCCCGGGCAGAGGCAGGUCGCCUGGCAUCCUUCCAAACGUCUCCGGCGACUCCCCCCGGCCUCUCUCCAAGAUUCGGACGAGCUUCGUAGCGAUUGAAAAGGACGGUAGGAUGGGCCUUACACGCGAAGGAAGCCAAGAUUCGAUCUCUUCUGCACGCAAGAACAGCGGCGACCACAGCGCCAGCCACGUCGGCACCCCUAUUACUGGGGUAGAGAAGCCGAAUCCGUUCGACGCCCCAGCCAAGUCACCGGGACAGCUUGGUCUUGUCUCAGCGAACCCUUUCCUACAAUCUUCCCGGGUAGACACUCCACGAUCCAACCCUGCGAGUAGCGCAAGCACAUCGCCCACCCCGGCUGUUGAUACCGUGAAGCCCGAGCCCACGCCGGUUGUGCCGGUGGAACCGAAAAAGUUGGAAGUUAACAGCCCAGAAGAGAAAGUGGAAGAGAAAGUAGAGGAGAAGGAGAAGGAGAAGGCAAAGGAAAAAGAGCCGGAGCCAGAGGAAGAGAAGGAGAAAGAGAAGAACAAGAAGGAGACGGCAAAGGAGGCCGUGAAGGAGACAGCGAAGGAGACGAAGAAGGAAACGGAGAAGGUUCCUGUGCUCGUUGCCGAGGCUCCUAAACCAGAGCCAUCGAAGCCAGCGGCAAGUGAUAAAGAGGCACCAAAAGUGACGACGAAGAAGGGAGCUGAGGCCAACAAGCCUCUUCCGCGCGCAGCUAAGCCAGCACCAAAGCCCCUCGCAGUUGCGCCUGCAAACAAGACGACGGUUAAGCCAGAAAAGUCGCCCAGGGGCCCCCGGACUCCCCCGGCGACAGUGACAACACAUGCCAUCGCAAGCAAAAACACGCCCGACAGGAGGAUAACUCCCGCCGAGAAACACACUACCCCGAGAGCGGCUUCGACUAACAGGGCUGGCCCCUCGUCCGCUCGGAAGCCACCCCCGCUUCAGUCCUCACCCGCCCACACCGGCUUUGUGAAGCCGAAGGUCAAAUCGCCUACGCGCCCCGUCAAGCUGCCCCCAGGUUUGACGACCCAUACCGCAUCCUCCGGCUCGAAAGUGAACGCCUCGCGCCAAACCUCGCCCCGCGCAAGCGAUGCCCACGGUCGUCCGGCUAGCCGGGCGAGCGGCUCAACGGCCGACAGCGGUUCGACCCGCGCCGCCUCUACCACGCGGGGUCUCGCUCGCCAGGGCUCAACAGCGGCUAAGCGGUCGUCCUCGACCCGGCCUAGUCUCGGCCCCCCCCCAAAGCAACCUGCCAAGGACCACCCUCCGAAGAGGGAGAAGGAGGUUGACCAAGGUUUCCUAGCGCGCAUGAUGCGGCCGACCGCGGCAUCAGCGUCCAAGACUACCGGGAAGGUUGUUCACCACCAUCAUCCUACCAGCCCCCCGAGGCGGAAUGGCGCGACUAACGUGGCCGCGGCGAGGAAGCCCGCUGUCAAGAAGACAGCCGCCACCUCGGCCGCGAGGUUAUCAUCCCAAGCCCCGACCGCGAAUCGUGUUGCUGCAGAGGCUGAGCACGCCACUACUGCGGACGAGGCGAUUGGUGUGGCCACGGCGGUUGAGGGUGAGGUUUCCCUAGCUGCUGAGACGGACCUGGCGGGCUCGUCUACCUCUACUCACGAGAUGGCGCCAGUUGUGGAGCAGAGUGAGGCGGUGGAGGAGGUGGUUGUUGCUUCUGUUGAGGCUGACGAUGAGGUUGUCGAGAGCGAGGAGCCGGGCGUUGCCGAUGGCGAGAUCCCAACCGAAGAGAAGGCCGAGGCCGGCGACGACGAGAAGCCGGCUGCCGCAUAA